CUUGCCGUGUUGUGCUUUUUCUUUUUAGAAGCAGGUCUGGUAUAGCGGAGUGUCAUUCCCGCGCAGCCCCUUCCAGCGUUGUCCUUGGGAGAGGAAGAGGGACGAGAAGAACCCCUGGAACGGAACCCGUGGAAUUACCCAGGUUUUGAGUUAAGAAAGACUCACCUGGGUUCGAACCUUAUGCUUCAGCUAGCUAAGACAAACUAGUGAGGGACAGCUAUUUUCCAGUUUUUCUGGAGAAAUGCAAAGUCCUCUUUUCUUAAGACAAAUGAGGUUCAGCUUUUUUUGUGUUGAAAACUGAAAAAUUGAAAAGCGCUGGUCUCGUCCACAACUGUCAGUGUUCUGUCCUGUUAUCCAGUAGAGGUCACCCUUGAGCAUCUGGAAGAGAGAACAGAUUGUUGAGCUGUGCAAGCAUUCCAAAAGGUUUGGGCUACCUGACCAUUAUGGCACCAAGAAACCUCUUGUGUAUGAGAAGUAACUUUCUCUUUGGUUCAAGAUGUUGGAUGAUCCGAUUUUCAGCAGAAAUGCUCUUUAAGUCAGUUUCAUUUAGGCUUUUUCGUGUGAAGUAUGAUAAUACAGACACUGAGCCUUUGGAGAAUGAAAAACUACUGAAUAACUUACUUACUAUGGGAGUAGAUGUUGACAUGGCGAAGAAACGACAGCCUGGAGUUUUCAAUAGGGUAGGUACUAACGAGCGGGACUUGAAGAUGUUCCUUCUGUCCAAAGGCGCUAAAGAAGAAGUGAUUGCUAGCAUCAUAUCAAGAUAUCCACGAGCUAUAACACGCACACCUGAAAGUCUCUCAAAACGGUGGGAUCUGUGGAGAAAAAUUAUGACAUCAGACCUUGAAAUUAUGAAUAUUUUGGAACGUUCUCCUGAAUCCUUUUUUCGGUCCAAUAACAACCUAAACUUAGAGAAUAAUAUAAAGUUCCUCUACUCAGUUGGACUGACCCAUAAAUGCCUUUGUCGAUUGCUGACCAAUGCCCCACGUACCUUCUCCAAUAGUCUUGAUCUGAAUAAACAGAUGGUUGAACUGUUGCAAGAAGUCUGUUUGUCCUUGGGUCACAAUGAUCCCACAGAUUUUGUCAGGAAGAUAAUUUUGAAAAACCCCUUCAUCUUAAGUCAGAGCACCAAACGAGUGAAAGCUAACAUUGAGUUUUUACAGUCAACGUUCAGCUUGAACAAUGAGGAGCUGCUUGUUCUGAUAUGUGGUCCAGGAGCUGAAAUCCUAGACCUUUCCAAUUAUUAUGCCAAAAGGAACUAUACAAAUAUCAAAGAGAAGCUGUUUUCUCUUGGGUGUACUGAAGAAGAGGUACAGAAGUUUGUCUUAAGCUAUCCAGAUGUGAUCUUCUUGGGAGAGAAAAAGUUUAAUGAUAAAAUAGACUGCCUCAUAGAAGAAAAAAUUACCAUCUCACACAUAAUUGAAAAUCCUCGGAUUUUGGAUUCAAGCAUAAAUACUUUAAAAAGUCGAAUCAAAGAAUUGGUAAAUGCUGGCUAUAACUUGAGUACAUCAAGUAUCACUCUUCUGUCUUGGAGUCAAAAAAGAUAUAAAGCUAAACUGAAAAAGUUAAACAUUGGAUAGAACAUUGCUCUGGGGAAUUAAAAAACAUCUUAUAAUGUAAUGAUAUCAUUUCAUUUUGAAUUUGGGCUUUUCAAAAAGGAAAGGUUUGAUUUCUUAACCACAUACACAUAUAUAAUGAUCCUUCAGAUAUUUUAUUUUAAAGGUUCAUAAAAACUCAUGGUCAGUAUGCUCAAGUAUAGUCUUCCCAGCUACCUUUUCUCUAAUUUGAAUUAAUACAACAUCUGAUUAUGUGAUACAGGCUGUGGCUGCUGUAUGAAUAGUAGUUCCUGAGUGCCAAGGCAGAACAAUGUGUAGAAAGAUGGAAAGUACAAAAUAAGCCUUUUUUGGUUUCUGUUCAGAUUAAAAAAUGAACAGAUUCAUUUAGAUAGUUCUGUUUCCUCUCAUGGUUUUGAAUGGCAGCCUAUUUCUCCUGUUAUUCCCAUGUAUCUAAUUAUGGUUCAUCUUCGAAACAGAAUGCCAGUAA
Diceros bicornis minor is the source of this 2043-nucleotide messenger RNA. It is a transcript of the gene MTERF1, whose product is annotated as mitochondrial transcription termination factor 1. The transcript is spliced from 5 exons. Gene Ontology annotation, biological process: termination of mitochondrial transcription; regulation of DNA-templated transcription. The record is from RefSeq and is a predicted model, not a curated record. Gene Ontology annotation, molecular function: double-stranded DNA binding. NCBI's taxonomy places the organism in Eukaryota, Metazoa, Chordata, Mammalia, Perissodactyla, Rhinocerotidae. The coding region runs from base 444 to 1580 and encodes 378 amino acids. Gene Ontology annotation, cellular component: mitochondrial matrix.